GCUCGCGGCCCGGGAACGCCGGCGCAAGGGAGCGGGUGAGCGGCGGAGGCCGGCCUGGCGGCGGCCAUGGACCGCUUCGUGUGGACCAGCGGCCUCCUGGAAAUCAACGAGACCCUGGUGAUCCAGCAGCGCGGGGUGCGCAUCUACGACGGCGAGGAGAAGAUAAAAUUUGAUGCUGGGACACUCCUUCUUAGUACACAUCGACUGAUUUGGAGAGAUCAUAAAAAUCAUGAGUGCUGCAUGGCCAUUCCUCUUUCCCAAAUUGUGUUCAUUGAAGAACAGGCAGCUGGAAUUGGAAAGAGUGCCAAAAUAGUGGUUCAUCUUCACACAGCCCCUCCCAACAAAGAACCUGGCCCAUUCCAGAGCAGUAGGAACUCCUACAUCAAACUUUCCUUCAAAGAACAUGGCCAGAUUGAGUUUUACAGGCGUUUAUCAGAGGAAAUGACACAGAGAAGAUGGGAGAAUGUGCCAGUUUCCCAGUCAUUACAAACAAAUAGAGGACCCCAGCCAGGAAGAAUAAGGGCUGUCGGAAUUGUAGGUAUUGAGAGAAAACUGGAAGAAAAAAGAAAAGAAACUGACAAAAACAUUUCUGAGGCAUUUGAAGACCUCAGCAAGCUAAUGAUCAAGGCUAAGGAAAUGGUGGAGUUAUCAAAAUCAAUUGCUAAUAAAAUUAAGGACAAACAAGGUGACAUCACAGAAGAUGAGACCAUCAGGUUUAAAUCCUACUUGCUGAGCAUGGGAAUAGCUAACCCAGUUACCAGGGAAACCUACGGCUCAGGCACACAGUACCACAUGCAGCUGGCCAAACAGCUGGCUGGAAUAUUGCAGGUGCCUUUAGAGGAACGAGGGGGAAUAAUGUCACUGACGGAGGUGUACUGUUUAGUAAACCGAGCUCGAGGAAUGGAAUUGCUCUCACCAGAAGACUUAGUGAAUGCAUGCAAGAUGCUGGAAGCACUGAAAUUACCUCUCAGGCUCCGAGUUUUUGACAGCGGCGUCAUGGUGAUUGAGCUUCAGUCCCACAAGGAAGAGGAAAUGGUGGCCUCAGCCCUGGAGACAGUUUCAGAAAAGGGAUCCCUAACAUCAGAAGAGUUUGCUAAACUUGUGGGGAUGUCUGUCCUCCUGGCCAAAGAAAGGUUGCUGCUUGCAGAGAAGAUGGGCCAUCUUUGCCGAGAUGACUCAGUGGAAGGCUUGCGUUUUUACCCAAAUUUAUUUAUGACACAGAGCUAAGGGUUUUGUGUUUGAAAUCCUUUUUGUCCUUGUGCUUGCGUCAUGUAGAGGCUGUAUGGCAUUGAACUAAGAGACAAACCCCGAUCACCUGAGAAUUUAUUGGAACUUCACAGUAGAAUAUAAAACUUUCUUAAUUUCUCCCUAAAUGUUAUGAUCUAGGAAGCUUAUGUAGGAUACAUAUAGGAAAACACAGAAAAAUGAAUGCCAAUAUGAAUUUAAAAUCAUACCAUAGCUGUGUAGAACCCUCAGAAUUUAACUUGAAAUAUGGUAGAUUUUAACUUGAUCUUCAAAUCUAACCAUUCUGUAAAGAAGGGAAUUUAGUUUUGCAGGGAAGAAAAAGAGAAGUGACAUGUUGGGACAGGUUAGCUUAUUAUUUUGGUGUGACUAAAAUUCACUGGAUUAUAAAUGCGGUUUUUCUCUGGGCCUGUUGUGCCCAUUUUGGGGGCUUUCAUGGGGGAAGUCAUACCCCACAGGGCAGUUUAAUAACCUGACAACCUUGGAACAAAAUACCAACUGUAGCAUGCCUUAAGAGGCUCCUUCUAAGGGCUUUUAGAAACAGUCAUAGGCAUGUCUUCAACAGAUCAAAUGAAACACCUCUGUGAAAGGAGAGAAUUUUAUUUGACUUAUUAUAUUCUCCAGCUACCUUCUUUUCAUUUUUUAAAGUGAUGAUUUCAUAGCUAGCAUUUAAAGAAUGCAACUGUGUCAUUUUAUUUAAAAAAUGCUGUGGAUUUUGAAACUGAAUUAGAAAGCUGUAUAGACAUGCCCAGAGUUAUGAUUACGAAUUGGGAGGUAAACAGCUCAGGAAUUCCCUAGGAUUGUUGCGCAUGUGGAAGGGCAGAGGGAACCUUUAAAUAGCUUCACAGGAACCUUAGUGCUCUUUUACCUCAAAGCCACAGACAGGAAAUAGAAGUGGGAAAGUAAUAUGUCUCCUUUUCUUUCCUUUAAGGAGUUUCAACACUGAACUUUUAAAAAGUCUAUCAUAUUCCAGCAAUAUUUUUUUCUUUGCCCCAUACAUUAUAAGUUGUAUGGAGAAAGUAUUUCAGUUAAAGUGUUACUGAGAUAACAACAACUGGCUAGUACUGCAUGUAGAUUGCUUGAGUUUUAAAGCGGACUGCCUGGCUUCAUAUGUUACUGCUCUACUGAGGCAGUAUGUUGGCAUUACCUCAAACUCAGGGACCCCACAGGACAGAAGGAGACUCCCUCUAUGAGACUGAGUUAGAAGUGGAAGGGUAAUGAGGAUUUUGUCCAAGCCUCUGGAAGGGAUAGUGUGUUUAUUGGGAGAACCCCUGGGACCAGGAGGAGGGAUGCCCAGGGUCACAUUCUGAAACCCCUAAGACAUCACUGCGUGAGGUGGAGGGAGAGCCACUGCCAGAGGCUGCUGCAAAUGUCCUCUGGGAAGUGCUAGUAGGGACCCUCAGCUGCAGACCCAGGGGAUCCCAAUCCCUGAUCCCUGCCUGAAAAGUGGCUGUUGCUGCUUUGUGUCCUCCAGUGUCACAGGAAUGCUGUGGCCAAGACACCUUGCUUUAGUCUUCGUUUUCUAAACCUGUCACUGCCUCUUCAUUGUGGUGACAGACUACCUGAUUCCCCAUUGCUCAGCCUCAGGUUUAUUUUGGGGGUAAUUCAGCAUCUGGCCCUCCAAGUCUUGUAGGGGUUAGUUGGACCAUUGUGUAAGUUUGUUUGCAUGUCUUGCCUCUCUCUGGGUUGCACUCACACUCACACUGCUCUGGCAAACUUAUAUAUAGAUACACACACACACAAUAUCUCACCUGGCUAAGGUUUUUAGAAGUUUACAAAGAUAAACAAUAAUCUGUUUCACCAGAUGGAACGAGUUGCAAGUAAGAUUAUUGGAGCUAUUAGAUCUAGCUCUAAUGGUUUGGAUUCAUUGCUGCAAACCUACAUAAUUCAACAUAUUUAUUUACUUUAGUGUGACAAUUGAUUAACAAAAAUGGAGCAAUCUGAAUUAUACAAAGUGAACUAUAGAGGAAUAAAAGUAACAUAUGAAUAUAUUUUGCAAAUGUCACAUUAAUUAAAAAACAAGUAUGAUUGAUUUUGUUAAAGUGGGCAUUCUUCACUGUUUCCAGACCUUUGUAUGUAUUUAUAUCUUUUUUUUUUUUUUUUUUGCCAAAUAAGGUGUUCUUUUCCCUGUAACAUAAAGGUUAUUUUUAAAUACAACUAAUCAGGCCCUAAGUGCAAAAAAGUUCUGUCUUGGUGCUUAUCACUGGUAUAAUUAUUCCUUUUAUUUUCCUAACUUUGCUCUUAGGAGCAUGAAUCUCUUUGUAGCUUUUAUGGUAAUGGAAUAUUUCUAGUCAUUUACUGUCAAAAACAAAUUUUUUACAUUGUACAAGUGAAGAUUGUUUUCAUGGUUAAAUGAUUGGUACUAAUGUAUAUAGAGUAAAAUUAUUGCAAAAUUUUAAAAUGUUUUUUCUUAACUUGGUGUUCUUUUUAAAUACUCUGAAAAAUAUAUGAAAAUGAUAAAACUUUGGUCAUACUAAGUCAGAAUGUUAAGAGUUCUUUUAGAUUUUAUAAUCAAGACUUGCUUAUAAAUAUUUGUGACAUCAAGCUCUUACUAUUUUAGUUGUCGUAAAAGGAUGGUAAAUGAGUCAUGAAUUGGUUUGGUUAUUUUAAAAUUCUUGAUGUGAAUUUCACCAUUGAUCAACCAUGUGUAUUCAUAUAAAUGUACUUUCUCUUGUUCCCUGUUACCAGACUAAUCUUCAAGAACGUGGAUUUUUCAUGUCAUUAAUCUCAUGCUCAAGUACUUAAAAUGGUUCUCUUUUGUCCAACAGUCUGAGAGUCUUCAUUUUGGUACAGUGGAGUCACAACUUUAAAGUGGUUAGGUUUUAAAGACUGUGCCUAAGGACAAAAUCGAGCAUGCUCAAAAUGAUCCUUGAAAGUCUAAAUUGCUAAUAAAAUUCUCUUUAUAGUCGUAAAGUUUAAAUCCAUGGGGAGUGUAGGUAUGAAUAUAUUAUGCAUAUAGUAAGUAUAAUAUAUAUUAACUGCAUAUCAAUAUUUGACUUUUAUAGCAUUAAUAAUUAUACUUUUUAAAUAUGUAUGUCAUUUGCCAAUAGGUAUGGUUGAAUUUAUGUAUAUUUAUUGCUAAUCCCAUCCCUUAUGAGAAAUCUAGAGUGUAAGCUCCCCAAGGGCAGAGGUUUUUAUCUGAUUUAUUCAUGGAUCUAUCCUCAGAGCCUAGAACAGGGCCUGGCACAUGCUAAGCAUUCAAUAAAUAUUUACUGAGUGAAUGAA
Messenger RNA from Microcebus murinus (gray mouse lemur), 4467 nucleotides. NCBI's taxonomy places the organism in Eukaryota, Metazoa, Chordata, Mammalia, Primates, Cheirogaleidae. The record is from RefSeq and is a predicted model, not a curated record.